GCAGCCAGCCCUGGGGGCCGCCCAGCCCGCUCCCCGCACACCUGCGCCCCUCCUCCGGCCGCGCCCCACCUCUCCUGGCGCAGGGAGUGUCCGGGGACCGCGCCCACCGGGUCGGGACGCUCCAGCGAAGCCGCCCGCGCGACGGCAGCCGGGGGUCGCGGGCGGAGAGCGCCUCGGGCGGCUGCAGCGGCCGGGGAGCGGGGCCAUGCUGGGCCGGCGGCGCGCCUUCGCCGUGGAGCCGCUCGGCGGCGGCCGGGAUGGGGCUGGCGAGAAGCUGGCAGGAGGGUGUGUAGUGCCUGGAGUCACCAGCUCCUACAGACGGAUCCCGGACGCCGGUGGAGAGGGCUCGUUGGACUCCUGGGAGGGGGAUGGCGAGCUGAAAGGUCUCCGGAGGCAGGUGCCGCAGCUCAAACUGGCCUUCCUGGACUCCGGAGUGGAGAUGGCCGUAGGGGACUGCUCCUUGGCCACCUCUCCACGCCUUUCUCAGGACUCCCUGGACUUGGAGCCUGUGGGGAGCCCUGAGCCCCUGGCCCUGCCCAUGGAGCCUUCUGCCCACCUGGGCCGGCUCCUGGCCAGCCAGAAGCUAGAGCGGGCGCUGGAGCGGUCCAGCCAGCUCCCGACCUCACCUGCCGGCUUGUCACAACACCGCCGCUCCCUGAAGACUACGAGGAGGCCGGAGUAUGAAGUGCCCCCUUUUGGAGCAAGGGACCAGGGGGCCACCAAGGCAGAAACUGACCCGGAGGCAGGCCUGGAAGAAGCAGAGGUGGCGAGGGGCCUGGGGCCUGAAGCCGGGGCCUGCCUUCCCGGACAGGGUCUUCGCUACCUGGAACACCUGUGCCUGGUGCUGGAGCAGAUGGUGAGGCUGCAGCAGUUCCACCUGCAGCUGCAAACCCAGAGGCCCCCUGGGGGCCCUGUAGAGGAGGAGGAGGAGUUGACUGUGGCCCCUUCACCUCCACCCUCUCGUGCCCCAGGCAGUGAGGUGGGGGGGUCAUGGGAGCUGCUCACCCAGACUCAGGAGACAGGCGAAGAAGGAGCUUCACUCCCAAAGGUAGGGGUGCCCAGUGCCAACCCUUUCAGGCUGUCCAAAGUCCCGGCAGAACCAGCUCACACCUUGCAGUCCUCCCAGAGUCACAGGCGGGAUCUCUCCCACUGGAACAAGAUCAAGGUCCUUCUCAAUCGGAUUCGCUGGAAGAGCCCUCAACACCCUGAGCCUCCUGCCCCUCCUAGUGGCCCUGCUUCCAGAGUUGAGUCAAGGGACCUUCCAUGUCGUCCCCUCAGGAAGACCUUUAUGCCAUCGUUAGUGGUGAAGAAGCAACGAGCAAAAAACCUUUCUGUCUCCUGAGACCUCCUGGUGCAGGGACGUGACGCUGGCCGGAGGGGUGUGCAGUGAAGUCUUCUUUGCCUUUUGCCCCGUUGCUGUUUCUGGGCACUGCCAGGAAAAGCUGCUGAUGCUCGAGUGUUUCUCCUCUGAGCAGCUCGGCAGAGGAGCCCUGGUUCCCUGGGAGACCCCAAGGUGUGGCAGCUCCUGGGCACCUUUCUGGCUGCCAGAAAUCCCUGAACUAAUUCAUCAGGCAUCCAUGGAGCACUUUUGGCAUGGUGACCUGUUGGGGUCCAGUGUGUUGCAGAUAUGUAUGUAUGCAACAUGAUAUACAUGUAUCUCUGUUGUGAACUGAUUGGAUCCAACCAUCUCUCCUGAAUCACAGACUCAAAAGGCUGGUCUCCUGUGAGGUAAUUGCGGAAGGAUGGAACUGGCCUUCAUUCCUCAGCGGACAGUUACUGCUUCUGGAGUCCUGCCUUGCUCCGCAUACCUGAAUUGGAACCCCCAGGACCGGGAAGGGUGUCUUUGCUUUAAGUCUUGCCCCUAGAGCAGAGCUCCCGAAGACUGCACCAGGAAUGAGAGGGUUAGGGAAAACAGGGAAUAGCAGAGUACCCUUUGUUAGCUGUUUUGCUUCCUACUAGCCCUUACACAUCAGAGCUGAAACCAGAGGCCCACACUAGCUUUUACAUCUUCACAAAAUCCCUUAACUUGUCUGAGCCAUAGCUUCCCACUUAAUCUCCCAAAUGGUAUAAUGAUGCUUGACCUACCUACCUCACGGGCUUGUUUUGAGAAUAAAAUAAGAUUAAACUGU
Molecule: messenger RNA, 2129 nt
Organism: Eptesicus fuscus (big brown bat)
Lineage: Eukaryota; Metazoa; Chordata; Mammalia; Chiroptera; Vespertilionidae
Gene: C6H8orf58
Product: chromosome 6 C8orf58 homolog
Exons: 7
Coding region: 206-1342 (378 amino acids)
Source: RefSeq, a predicted model, not a curated record